GUGGGGGGGAGUGGUUGGAGGGGGAUCGGGACGGGCACUCGGGGCUGAGGAUCGGCGCAGAGCGCAGAAACACAACAACACGUACAGAGGAAGUUUUACUGAAUUGGAAUUUCCCCAGGUGUUGAAAUGGAACUGACAGACAGAAAUAGAGAAGGUGACACUGAGGAAAACAGGGAAGCACAUCAAGCACAUUCUUGGUGUUACAGGUUUCAGAAAACAGUAUCUAAUUGGAUGCUUCCUGAAGAAACUAGAGGCAGAUAUCUGGAAAGAGCAAAUUGUCUUCCUCCACCUAUCUUCAUUGUGCUCAUAAGUAUAACUGAGCUGGCUGUCUUUAUUUACUAUGCUGUUUGGAUGCCCCAGACACAAUGGAUAACCUUGGGUACAGGGACCUGGGAAAGUCCAUUCAUUUAUAGACCAGACAAGAGGAUGGAGGUCUGGAGGUUCAUUUCUUACAUGCUGGUGCAUGCUGGAGUUGAGCACAUAAUGGGAAAUCUUGUUUUGCAGCUUGUUCUGGGAAUUCCUUUAGAGCUGGUUCAUAAAGGCCAUCGAGUUGGUCUGGUCUACCUUGCAGGUGUGCUUGGAGGUUCUUUAGCAAGCUCAAUAUUUGAUCCUAUGAAAGGACUGGUUGGAGCUUCAGGUGGAGGCUAUGCACUUAUGGGAGGCUACUUUAUGAAUGCAGUAGUGAAUUUUAAACAAAUGGUACCAUUGUUUGGUAUUUUUAGAUUAGCCUCGAUUUUCCUUCUAGUGGCCACUGAUGUGGGAUUUGCCCUCUACCGGCGAUUUGUUACAGGAACAAAUGUUACCCCUGUUUCCUUUGUGGCUCACAUUGCAGGUGGCCUGGCUGGAAUGACUAUUGGCUACGUGAUUUUCAGCAACUAUGAUAAGAACAUCAUAAAGGAUCCAAGAUUUUGGGCCUGUAUUUUAGCUUAUGUUGCCUGCGUUGCCUUUGCUGUCAUAUUUAACAUCUUCCUGUCUCCUGCUCCCUAAUUUAAGGAAAGAUGUAUGUUUUCAUAAUAGUUUUUAAAUAUAACGAUUUAAUUCUGAUUAAUUAUUGACUAAAUGAUGAAUGUGAAGUGCAUCACAAGAAAGACAAAAUGGAAACAAUGACCUUUCACAACCUGCAGUUUAUAGAUUGUUUGCGAAAUCAUGGAAUAAUAAAACAAGGAUGAUUUGAUGGAUUUGGUUGGGGAUUUUCAAUGCAGAAUUGGUUAAGAAAGUCUGAAAAUAAACUUUAAUACAACUACCA
Callorhinchus milii (elephant shark) is the source of this 1246-nucleotide messenger RNA. RefSeq names its product rhomboid, veinlet-like 2 (Drosophila) (gene rhbdl2). Gene Ontology annotation, molecular function: serine-type endopeptidase activity. Lineage: Eukaryota; Metazoa; Chordata; Chondrichthyes; Chimaeriformes; Callorhinchidae. The transcript is spliced from 9 exons. Bases 127 to 987 code for a protein of 286 amino acids. Gene Ontology annotation, cellular component: membrane. The record is from RefSeq and is a predicted model, not a curated record.